AUUGUUUAAGGUUUCACGAAGAAGCUCUUCCGCCCUCAGGUGUACAGACAGAAAACUGCACCCAGUCUACUCUAGACCACAGUAAUCUACUUGUACAGUACUGAAGCUGGAUUUGCAGCAAUUUUUAACCAUGGAAGUGGACAUACAAAACUAGCUUAACGCCUGUUGAUAACUCCCUGUACGAUUUUCCCUCCUCUCGAUACGCAUUUAUUGUGAAGGAAACCUACCGGAAGUGAUAUAUCUAGGUAGCUCCGGGAGGCCGAAGCCAUGGACUAUCAGAUAGAAGAAGAGGCUGGGUUCGUCGUUGAAGACGUGAGCACAAUCAUAAAAGAGUCGGUGGAAGCAACCAUAGGAGGAAAUGCCUACCAGCACAACCGAGUGAACCAGUGGACCACCAGUAUAGUGGAGCAGUGCCUCAGUCAGCUCAGCAAGCUGGGAAAGCCUUUCAAAUAUAUCAUAACCUGUGUCAUCAUGCAGAAAAAUGGAGCAGGUAUGCAAACAGCCAGCACAUGCUUCUGGGACAACUCUACUGAUGGAAGCUGUACAGUGAGAUGGGAGAACAAGUUUGUGUACUGCAUUGUCAGUGUAUUCGGGCUCGCCAUCUGAACCUACAUCACCAAACCCACUGAUUGUGUCCACGUUUUUGAGAACUCCCGCUGUUUGUUUUGGGAUUUGAUAUGUUCAUUUUGUGUGUUAAGAGAGAUUUAUUAAAAAUGAUAUGCCUUAUGUACAUACAUAGUUUUAUUUACACAACAUGACAUGAUACUGCUACAUGUACAAGCUUUAUCUUUUGAAGCAACAAAUAUUGCAGGUAUUUUUUAAACACUUCAAAAAACAACCCAGUUUAACCACCUUAAACUAACAAAAGCUACACUUACACCGAAAGAAUCAGACAUGUACACUGAUCUUGAAGCAUUUACAAUUCUUAAGAUUGCAGUCCCAUUUAGAAGAAAACUGGGUGAUGUAGAGACAAGGCACCAUUUUGGUUAAAAUAUAUAUUUAUAGAGAAGAGAAAUACAUUUGUUUUGGCCGAUUUGUCAACUUGAGCUCCAGCUUUAGGCAACUGAAAAAAAUGGCACAGUGUCCCACAUUGUAAGGAAAUAUGGGCAAAGCUGCUGGGGGAAAAAAAGUUUGCUUCAAAACAACCCAACAACUACCGUACAUGCUGGGAUAAAGAAACAUUUAACAUGAUAGGUCUGUAGUCCGUUAUACUGCUGUGAGAAAAUACAUGCAAUGUGUCACACAAUACAGUGUCAUCACUUUUUUGGCAAGAUAAAUGAAAUUCUUGAAAAGUGCAAUUACAUAGAGCUGCUUUGCCAAAAAUAGAAGUAGUGAGUGGUACCUGCACUCGAGUUUAAGGCUCUCUGUAUUCAGCGUCUUGAAGACAAACAAAUGUCAGCAGACUCCCUGUUUAAACGUUAUGUCAGGACAAGCGAGCCACACUGUAUCUACUUUAAGAAGCUCAUGUGCAGCGGAUGCAGCAUUACCUUUAAAUGUCACUCAGCUCUGACCAGAUAAGUGACUUCCCAUUGUUCCCAGAGUGGAAAGGAAUGGCAUUAACACAAGAAAGACAACAGUUGUUUAAUACAAGGUGUUUAAAAAAAAAGAAGAAAGAAA
Oreochromis niloticus (Nile tilapia) is the source of this 1617-nucleotide messenger RNA. It is a transcript of the gene dynlt1b, whose product is annotated as dynein light chain Tctex-type 1b. The record is from RefSeq and is a predicted model, not a curated record. Gene Ontology annotation, biological process: microtubule-based movement. Bases 268 to 606 code for a protein of 112 amino acids. Gene Ontology annotation, cellular component: cytoplasm; cytoplasmic dynein complex. NCBI's taxonomy places the organism in Eukaryota, Metazoa, Chordata, Actinopteri, Cichliformes, Cichlidae. Gene Ontology annotation, molecular function: dynein intermediate chain binding. The transcript is spliced from 5 exons.